Molecule: messenger RNA, 1305 nt
Organism: Ilex paraguariensis (yerba mate)
Lineage: Eukaryota; Viridiplantae; Streptophyta; Magnoliopsida; Aquifoliales; Aquifoliaceae
Source: the annotation of a GenBank genome assembly
GAAAGAGAAGGGGUUUCUUUGUGAACAGGAAUUGAUUUUUUUGACUGUUUGGGCAUUCAUGGGUCUUGCUCAAGCUUCCAUUUCGGACUUUGUUGUUUGUUUGAUUCUGAGAAAGUUUUAGAAAGAGCAAGAGAGGAAAGAGAACAAAUAACUAUUUAGAGAAGUAUUUUUAGGAUUGGUUUUGACAUUUUUUGUAGAGGUAUAGGGUCAUUCUUGGUUGGUUUGCUUACUUGGAGAGAUGGGAUCUUUUCCUGGGCAUGUUCUUCCAGGGACAUUGUUCCUUUUGGUUGGUGUAUGGCACAUAUGGAGUUCUGUGGUCAGAUAUGCUUCAAAUCCGAAAACAUUUCGUGUUAAGGUUUGGAACCCUGUUCCGGGUUUUGAUGGAAGGCUCAAGUACUUGGAGCUAUACGUUAUAGCAAUUGGAGGUUUUAUCGAUAUGUGUAUAGAACUUCUAUAUUCCACUCACCUCAAGCUUGUUGUUAAUGGGGUCUUGAACCCCACUCACAUGAAUAAUUUUGAGCAUGGAGGAAUGCUUCUCAUGUUCUUCAUCUUCGGAGUCAUCACUCUGCUCUCUGAGAAAACCAGCUUUCUUCCCCUGCCAGAAGGAGCUUUAUGCUUGAUUGCAGCCACAGCAUUUUGUGCAGAGUAUUUCUUGUUCUACUUCCAUUCAACUACCCAUACAGGCCUUGAGGGGUACUACCACCUCAUCCUUGUCCUCCUCAUAGGCCUCUGCAUUUUGUCCAUCAUUGCUGGAGCCCUCAUGCCAACCAGCUUCCCUGUUGACUUGUGUAGUGGUAUUGCUAUAACACUCCAAGGCCUCUGGUUCUAUCAGACUGCAUUCACUUUAUAUGGCCCCAUGAUGCCAGAGGGUUGCCAGCUCAAAGGAAAUGAUGUCGUAUGUCCCUUAAUGGACAACCAAAUCCGAGGCGAGUUGCUUGCUAGCUUCCAGCUAUUUUAUCUUGUUCUUGGUGUCCUUGUGGGGGUUGUGGCAUCAUAUGGUUUUGCAGCUUCAAGAUUUGGGCAUUCUGAUCUUAAAAGUUUGCACACAUCUGAGCAUGGUUUAGAUCAGAAUUAGCAUAGGUUAUGCUCUUUUUUUUUUUACCUCGUAUUCUAUUCAUUUAUAGUGGUAGAAGGCUUCUAUAUGUGAUCUUACUUUGGUUUUCAUGCCAUUUUGAGGUAACUUUGCAAGCAGUUUAAAGGUAAUGUCAUUCUGCAGAACAAUUUUCCUUUUUUCUUUUUCAAUGUGCCAGACAGAUAUGUGUAUUUUAUAGUGUUCAAACUUGUGUUGGUGCAAUUACACGAUGG